This is a messenger RNA of Exophiala dermatitidis NIH/UT8656, 1005 nucleotides long. RefSeq lists its product as uncharacterized. Lineage: Eukaryota; Fungi; Ascomycota; Eurotiomycetes; Chaetothyriales; Herpotrichiellaceae. The record is from RefSeq and is a predicted model, not a curated record. The coding region runs from base 1 to 1005 and encodes 334 amino acids. The transcript has 2 exons.
AUGUCGAGCAGAAAUCCAGCACAAGGCAGACCGUCCAACAUGACGGCACGAGCCCACCAGUCAAUCCAAGGUGCAUCUGUCUCUCCACCAUUGUCCCUUGGGCGUCAACCUGCCUCACUGCCAGCACCAACCGCAUCCGCAUCCGCCGCCCUUCCAACCCCAUCUCAGUCAACUGGAUAUUCGACCAACGAAUUCGAGUCCGACGAAGACCUCGGCGACGACUACGACUAUGAAAGUGAAUUCGUGCCAAUUGCCGAUGAAGAGGACGCCACUGCUGCCCCGACGGCCACCAAUACCACCACCACCACCAACUCUUCUUCGUCUUCGUCAUCGUCCUCCUCCUGCCGCCCGAAAUCCACCGACGCCGACAACAACGACGACAGUGACGAUCAUAACAACAAUAACGCCCCCAGACUUCGCAAUAACAGCAACUACCGCCGCUCUGCCAUUGACGCUGACAUCAACAAUGUUGUCGACGAGUUUGCCGGCAACGACGAAAAGGCCAAACAGUUCCUGUGGGAUGAGGACAUGAAGAACCUCAAUGACCCGAAUAUGUCUGACGAAGAGAGAGCGAUGAGACACGAAGCUGCUGUUCUGAUUGCUUUGCCGCCCAAGCGCAAGCUUUUCAUGCAGGAAACUCGAGAAGAACGUAAGAGGCUGCGACUGGCGAAUCUGCGUGAGGGCCAGGAGCGCAUGAAGAUGUUGGAUGCUCUUGGUGAGAUCAAGAAGAGACGUGCCGAGGAGAGAGAGCAGGCAGAACAGGCUAGGAAGGAUUGGUUGAGGAUGCAUGUUGAGAGGGAGUCGGCCAAAUUGAAAGACGAAGACGAAGAAGACGAGGAAAACGAAAAAGAAGAUGAUGCCGAGGAGACGGGCGAAGAAGACGAAGCAGGACAGCAACAAGAUGGUGAUGAAGAUGAAGAAGCUGACGAAGACGAAGAAAUCGAUUCAGACGAUUCAGAUGAUGAAGACUAUGAGGACGACGGAGACGAGGAUGAUGAGUGGUAA